This is a messenger RNA of Ochotona princeps (American pika), 1598 nucleotides long. RefSeq names its product tyrosine 3-monooxygenase/tryptophan 5-monooxygenase activation protein gamma (gene YWHAG). The record is from RefSeq and is a predicted model, not a curated record. Gene Ontology annotation, biological process: signal transduction. The transcript is spliced from 2 exons. NCBI's taxonomy places the organism in Eukaryota, Metazoa, Chordata, Mammalia, Lagomorpha, Ochotonidae. Bases 230 to 973 code for a protein of 247 amino acids. Gene Ontology annotation, cellular component: cytoplasm. Gene Ontology annotation, molecular function: protein kinase C binding.
CCCGCGGCACGCACAGCAGCCGCAGCCGCCUCGCGCCCGUUCGCACGGUCGCAGCUCGUGCCGCCUUCUUCUCCUCCUCCUCGUCCUCGCCGCCUCGGCCGCCCCAGCCUCAGACUUCGUGGGUCGGUAUCUUCCGGCACACGAGUUCCAGCUGCAGCCGCUCCCCUCUCUCCGUCCUUCCAAAGCCCUUCAGGCCACUCCGGUCUCCUCCUGACCCAGCCCCGCGAAGAUGGUGGACCGCGAGCAACUGGUGCAGAAAGCCCGGCUGGCCGAGCAGGCGGAGCGCUACGACGACAUGGCCGCGGCCAUGAAGAACGUCACAGAGCUCAAUGAGCCGUUGUCCAAUGAAGAACGCAACCUGCUCUCCGUGGCCUACAAGAACGUCGUCGGGGCGCGCCGCUCCUCCUGGCGAGUCAUCAGCAGCAUUGAGCAGAAGACGUCCGCCGACGGCAAUGAGAAGAAGAUCGAGAUGGUGCGUGCGUACCGUGAGAAGAUCGAGAAGGAGCUGGAGGCCGUGUGCCAGGACGUGCUGAGCCUGCUCGAUAACUACCUGAUCAAGAACUGCAGCGAGACCCAGUACGAGAGCAAGGUGUUCUACCUGAAGAUGAAAGGGGACUAUUACCGCUACCUGGCUGAGGUGGCCACCGGCGAGAAGCGGGCCACCGUGGUGGAAUCCUCGGAGAAGGCCUACAGCGAGGCGCAUGAGAUCAGCAAGGAGCACAUGCAGCCCACGCACCCCAUCCGCCUGGGCCUGGCCCUCAACUACUCCGUGUUCUACUACGAGAUCCAGAAUGCGCCCGAGCAGGCGUGCCACCUGGCCAAGACGGCCUUCGACGACGCCAUCGCCGAGCUGGACACCCUCAACGAGGACUCCUACAAGGACUCAACCCUCAUCAUGCAGCUGCUGCGCGACAACCUCACGCUCUGGACGAGCGACCAGCAAGACGACGACGGUGGCGAGGGCAACAAUUAAGGCCCCAGGUGGACUCGCAGCGCACGCGGAUGCUACUACUGCAGUCUUUAUUUUUUUCCCAUGAGUUGGGGGUCGGGUGGGGGAGGGAGAGGGAGGGCUAACCUUCCCAGGGAGAAACCCACGACCUGUCCUGUCUUGGAUCGCCUCUUUGACAUUUUUGCCAAAUUACCACUAGUGGAAAGUCAGGCUAGCCGUGCUGGUGUGGGAGGAGCAGCCUCCCACGGGCCCACGGACUGCUCUGUAGAUGGAUGUGAGUGGAGCUGUGUCUAAGUUAACUUAUUGCUAGGAAGAAGGGUUUAAGACGAAAAGUAAGCCUCAGUGGAGUGGCCCUCACUCAGUAAGUUCUGUGGUUCCAGUAAGGACUUCUCUGUACAUACGCUCUUGUCUUAAGUUUCUGGUACUUUCCAUCUCAUCUCUUUGAGCUGUGUGUGUUUUCAGGGUGUGCUCUACCUACCAGACAGGGAGACGGCCUGAACCCCAAACGCACAGACCCUAAGGAACGUGAGGUGCGUGCCUCCUGAUGGUUUAGGCCUGGUUGGUUUUCGGCAGUCUUGGAUGAGUUGACAGUAUUAACACUAAAUUGCAGUUUACAGUAUUUCUACAUUACAGCCAUAUGUAACAUCAA